UACACCAAUCUCUGUUACACUGCACCUGCUGCCCUCUCUGAGCCAUCCUCAGACCCUGCUGCAACUCAGCAAGACACCUCCAGUCAGACCUGGGCAGCCUCUCACCUGUGGAGAGGGGGUGUUUUUUUUUGUUUUUUUUUAGCAUUUUGGCAGCUCAGACACAGACUGAUCCCAUUUAGGGGGUUAGUUAAACUUUAGUCACAAUGAUGUGGUUAUUGGGAAGGAGCCAUGCAUUACUAGUGGAAUGAUCUGGAUCUUUGCUGCUCAGGAGUACUCACCUGCUCUCUGCUGGCUACCUGUCACCCUGGAGCUUGGAACUUUCUCCACCUGACUGGGAUUAUUUUGGAAAGGGACACAGAGCAUGAAUUGCAAUGCAACUGCACUAUCUGUCCUUCGGUGACACAUUAAAGCUGAAUGAAACCUCUCUGAUUGUCUUAGGGCAAUGCAUUGGGCAUCUAAGUUAGAAAGCAGCACACCUUUCCAGGCAAGCAUGGGGACUCUACUUCCAGCAGAAUGUCCUAAUGUAUACUUCAGCUCUUGAUGCUGUGCAGGGUUAGACAGAGGAGUACAUUGGAUUUCCCGACCAAGAUGGUAAUCACUGGUGGAAAUGAUGAAGAAGACAAAAACAGUGAAGAGAAGGAAAGUAAAGAAGAAACCAUUCUGGCAAUGCUUGGAAUUAUUGGGACUAUACUCAACUUAAUUGUUAUUAUUUUUGUCUACAUUUAUACAACAUUGUAAAGCGCAGGAAAAAAAAAACAACUAUUCCACAUUUUUUUUUCAACAACAGCAUAAUGGACAGAAACUAGCUAAUCGACGAGGGUGUGGAAUGCAGCAAAACACCGCUUUACUGCAUAGACAAGGACUAAUGGUUGGUGACUGCAAACACAAUAAACUUAAGAAAAGCAAUGCUGGACAUAUUGUCUGUUAUUACCAUUGUAUUUAUCACAAUUAUUCUAUGAUACAUCAUGGAUCGGAUCAUUUAUACCGGAACAUGUGUCCUACACAAAUAACAUCACAAUUCUGUCACUUAAACUUGUUACGUAUUUUGUUCAUAUAUGGCCACGUGAACGAUAUUUAAGAUUUGCCAUAACAAUUUAAUAAAUUUACAAUUUAUUUUAA
Pelobates fuscus (common spadefoot toad) is the source of this 1119-nucleotide messenger RNA. RefSeq names its product TCL1 upstream neural differentiation-associated RNA (gene TUNAR). The record is from RefSeq and is a predicted model, not a curated record. Lineage: Eukaryota; Metazoa; Chordata; Amphibia; Anura; Pelobatidae. The transcript is spliced from 2 exons. Bases 541 to 738 code for a protein of 65 amino acids.